UAAAAUCCUAAAAAUUAAACAAAUACUUAAAAUCAGGAACAGGAACUUUGUCAGCUCAGAUUAAGUUUUCAAUGCAUACAACCUUUUCCCAUAAAACUCCCUAAAUCAAUGGGAAUUUAGAACUAUUUUCAAGAUGGAUGUAGUAAUGAUGUAACUAUUCCAAUUUCACCAAAUCUAUCUUGUCCCCUAAGGCUCUCAGAGAUUACUCUUUUUUUUUUUUUUCUCCCUUUUUUUCUGUAGGUGAGCCUUUAUUUUCCAUCUCCACAAAACAGAACUUUCACUCAGAGCAAUCUUCUUUAAUGAAAAAGAAGAUUCACCAAUGCUUUUAAAGACCCUUCAACCAAAUUAAACCAAUAUGUUCACACUUAAUUAGGAUCAAUUAUGUAUAUGUAUUUUACCAAGAUUGUAUGCUUCAUGUGAAAACUUAAAUACAUGAAGAACCAUGCAUAUGCUAAUUUGAAGCAAAGGGAAAAAAAAAAAAAAAGAAGGCUGAAGAGGGUUCUAAAGUGAAGUCUUCAUUCAACAAAAGGUAAAAUCUUCUGGCUAAAUCCAUUAUUAAAGUGCAUAACUUGGCUUGGUCUAGUACUAAAAAAAAGUGAUGAUGGCAAUUUGGUCAUUUAGCUUAAUGUACUGUAUUUUUUUUUGUUGUAAAGUAAGCAAUUUGAUUUAGCUUCAUACCCUUUAAAGCCAGCUUUGCUUUAUUUAUAACCUUAACUACAACAAGAGAAAGAAAACAAUUACCACAAAUUCCAGAGAGAAACAGCAAGAAAAGAAAAGAAAAGAAAAGAAAAAGAAAGAAAAGAUUAGAUCAAUGAGAACCCAUAAACAGAUAUUGGAUAAACAACAAUCACAAAGCCAGAGAUUUAAGAAUCCAUCUAUUAUCAAUACAAUUGGAAGUCCAGCAAAGGAUGAUGAUAAUGAGGAGGAGGAAGAGGAGAUAUCAAGAUCAGCAUUGGCUACGUUUCGAGCCAAGGAAGAGGAGAUUGAGAAGAAGAAAUUGGAGAUUAGAAACAAGGUUCAAGCUCAGUUGGCUCGAGUUGAAGAAGCAACCAAACGCUUAGCUGAGAUACGAGAAGAGCUUGAAGCUCUCGCAGAUCCUUUGAGGAAAGAAGUUACACUUGUGAGAAGAAAGAUCGAUAUGGUUAACCGGGAGUUGAAACCUCUGGGGCAAACGUGCCAGAAGAAGGAGAAAGAAUACAGAGAAGCACUUGAAGGUUUUAAUGAGAAAAAUAAGGAAAAAUCUAAACUAGUUUCCAAAUUAAUGGAGCUGGUGGGUGAAAGUGAGAGACUGAGGUUGAAGAAGCUGGAGGAAUUGAGCAAGAACAUUGAAACACUUCCCUAAUUUGAAGAUUCUUAUAAUAGCAAUAGCCAAUGUUUGUUAUAUAAGCUUGAUGUAAUUAGAAUCAUAUGUUUGAACCUUCUGCAUAUUUUUUCUUUUUUCUUUCAGUGAUUCUAAUUUUCUGAUACAGGAAAAAGGAAAUUACCCACCAAACUGCAAGUUUGGUACUUUCGGAUUUCUUUCUAA
Messenger RNA from Manihot esculenta (cassava), 1525 nucleotides. RefSeq names its product RNA polymerase sigma factor RpoD. The record is from RefSeq and is a predicted model, not a curated record. Bases 812 to 1342 code for a protein of 176 amino acids. NCBI's taxonomy places the organism in Eukaryota, Viridiplantae, Streptophyta, Magnoliopsida, Malpighiales, Euphorbiaceae. The transcript has 4 exons.